This is a messenger RNA of Gorilla gorilla gorilla (western lowland gorilla), 3540 nucleotides long. It is a transcript of the gene B3GLCT, whose product is annotated as beta 3-glucosyltransferase. The transcript has 14 exons. The record is from RefSeq and is a predicted model, not a curated record. NCBI's taxonomy places the organism in Eukaryota, Metazoa, Chordata, Mammalia, Primates, Hominidae. Gene Ontology annotation, cellular component: membrane. The coding region runs from base 159 to 1682 and encodes 507 amino acids. Gene Ontology annotation, molecular function: glycosyltransferase activity.
AGACGCCUCGAAGGAGGGCGCCGUGAGGGCAGAGCCGCGGCCACCUCCACCGCAGCAGCCCGUCGGGCCGGACACGAGCCGCAGCCGCCAGCCUGGCAGACGCUGGAAGCGCGCACAGGGGUGCUCCCGCUCCCGGCCGCCAGAGGGCGCGGCCGGCGAUGGCGCGGCGGAGACGGAAGGAGGAGGGGAGCCGGCAGAGAAGGGUCAGCCGCGGCGGCAGGGCGGCGGCGGCAGCGGCGCAGCUCCGCUCCCCGCGCGUCUCCCUUCCCCGCGCCCAGGUAGGGCGCUCAGCCUCCGCCGCCAGGAUGCGGCCGCCCGCCUGCUGGUGGCUGCUCGCGCCGCCGGCGCUGCUCGCGCUCCUCACCUGCUCCCUGGCUUUUGGUUUGGCUUCUGAAGAUACAAAGAAAGAGGUCAAGCAGUCUCAGGAUUUGGAGAAAAGUGGUAUAUCAAGGAAAAAUGACAUAGACUUAAAAGGAAUUGUAUUCGUCAUCCAGAGUCAAAGUAAUUCUUUUCAUGCAAAGAGAGCAGAGCAGUUAAAAAAAAGCAUCUUAAAGCAGGCUGCAGAUCUUACACAGGAGCUCCCCAGUGUCCUCCUCCUUCAUCAGCUGGCUAAACAAGAAGGUGCAUGGACCAUACUUCCGUUGUUACCACACUUUUCUGUAACAUAUAGCAGAAAUUCAUCUUGGAUUUUCUUCUGUGAAGAAGAGACAAGAAUACAGAUUCCAAAACUCUUGGAAACCCUCAGAAGAUAUGACCCCUCUAAGGAAUGGUUUUUGGGAAAAGCAUUACAUGAUGAAGAAGCUACAAUAAUUCACCAUUAUGCCUUUUCCGAGAAUCCUACAGUUUUUAAGUAUCCAGACUUUGCUGCAGGCUGGGCCUUAAGUAUUCCACUUGUAAACAAGCUUACCAAGAGACUAAAGAGUGAAUCCUUGAAAUCUGACUUUACAAUAGAUUUAAAACAUGAGAUUGCCCUCUACAUCUGGGACAAAGGCGGAGGACCUCCCCUGACCCCAGUGCCUGAGUUUUGUACCGAUGACGUGGACUUCUACUGUGCUACCACAUUCCAUUCUUUUCUACCGCUUUGUAGAAAGCCAGUGAAGAAGAAGGAUAUUUUUGUUGCAGUAAAAACAUGCAAGAAAUUUCAUGGUGACAGAAUACCUAUUGUUAAGCAGACUUGGGAGAGCCAGGCAAGUCUCAUUGAAUACUAUAGUGACUAUACUGAAAAUUCCAUUCCUACUGUGGAUUUGGGAAUUCCUAAUACAGAUAGAGGUCAUUGUGGAAAGACAUUUGCCAUUUUGGAAAGAUUUCUGAAUCGUAGCCAGGACAAAACAGCAUGGUUAGUCAUUGUGGAUGAUGAUACAUUAAUAAGAAUGGUCUUCAGCAGAGAAGCUGUCAGGAGACUUCUCGCCAGUAAAUGUCGGUGCUACAGCAAUGAUGCUCCCGAUGAUAUGGUCCUGGGAAUGUGCUUUAGUGGCUUGGGAAUCCCUGUGACACACAGCCCUCUCUUCCAUCAGGCUCGGCCGGUGGAUUACCCUAAGGACUACCUUUCUCAUCAAGUUCCCAUAUCGUUCCACAAACACUGGAACAUCGAUCCAGUGAAGGUGUAUUUCACAUGGUUGGCACCCAGUGACGAAGACAAAGCCAGGCAGGAGACACAGAAAAGUUUUCGAGAGGAGUUAUAAGUCAGGGUGACCUGUGAGCAUAGCCUGCGCAGGGAAUGAACUGGAGACUGUGGCCUCAUCCCACUGUGCUGUGCUCACAACACUUGUGUCUGCCACAUGGCAUUGGAUGCUUCCUGACUUUAGGGGGAGAUUUUAUGUAUGGUAUUUUUUGACAGAGGAAGAAAAGGGGUCACAGGAGAAACAUUUUUUUUCCUGGGAAAAAUCACUUGCUUUUGACUUAUGCAGUUGUUUUAACACUUAGUGAUGACUGUGUAUUCUCCAAGCUGUGAUACAGCAGUUUUUUUUAUUGUCACAGGGAAAUAAAUGGUACCAGAAGUCCCUUUCCUGUUCUGUCUCUUCAUUAUAAUGGAAGUUUCAGUUGGGCAUGAGCCUGGAGAGAUGUGACUGUCUACAGUUCUAUUUGUAUAUAUAAAAAGAAGACUGAAAGUCUUUUGACAUGGAUAUUGUGAAUGGUAUGAACUUUUAAACCAUAUUAUUGAUGAUGAAAAUUAUUUCCUGGGAACUCAGUAGGAAUAAUACCAUGUUAAGGAAUAAUACUGUACAUAAAACAUCAUGAAACCCUAGAUGUGAAAUCCCCUGAAGUCUGUAAUCAUGGUGGUUAUGUUUUGUCUAUUCUUUUGCUGUUUGUGCCUCGUAAAAAGAGAAUGAGGUCUUCUGCUAGAGCUUCGUAUUGCUUUGGAAGUUCAUCUGUGUUUUAUUUCUCCCUGAAGCCCUAUCUUUAUGGCUUACUUGUAACAUGAAAGUAGUAGAUGCUGCCAGAAAAUAGUGUCCUCAAUAUUUUAAAACAAUGUUGACAUGUUUUGUUCAAGUCAGCAAGCUCUAUGUGAGUCUCAGGAAGUGAAUUAAAUUUGGACCUUAUGUUUUACUCUUGUUUUUUUUUUUUUUUUUUUUUUUUGAAUGUUACUUAAUGACUCUCUCCUGACUCAGAAGAGAAACCCCUUGUGGAAGGACAGCACGGUGAUCAGGCAAUUUCUCUGGGUUCCCAAAGAAUGACAUUUGAACACAGUAUUUUGAAACAGCUCUAGUUUUCAAAUUAUAUCUUUAAUAUAUAGUAAUGUAACAUAUUCAUAUUAAUGUAUAAAAAGCACUCUAAUUAUAUAAUUCAGUUUUUGUAAAGGUAUUUGCAUAAAAUUUAAUGUCUUAAACUAAUUUUGGUAAAUUACUUCUUUUUUUUCUUUUUAAUAAAAACUGUUACUCAUUAACUUUGCUUAUAAUGCUUUUUAUAGCCCAGCACAGAAUUUAAAGCCAUACCACCAAAAGCACCUGUGUGUGUUAAUAUGUUUUUCUUGUAGCAUAGAUUGACUAUUUGCAAUAGUAUUAGUAUUUACCAUUUUUCCAAAUUAGCAACUACCAGACCUCGUGUGUUGCAGUGAUAACACAAUGCAUUGGAUUCAGUUUUGUGAAAAUGGAUUCUGUGGCCAUCCAAGGGAUGUAUCAGGGAUGAUCAGCUGAUGAGAGGCUCCAGAAGGAUUUCUAGAUCGUGUCAAGCCUAUACUGAUGGCCUUAGCUUUGUUCAGUCAUUGUAACUGGGUUUGUUGUCAUUGCUACCGUGGUAGUCACCUUCGUGUCAUCUAUAAUAGUACUCCUGGAGAGCCCUGGCUGCCUACCCCAGUGGAAAAGAGUCUCCAGUUCUGCUCCGGCCUACUAACUGUUACCACUGAGAGAACAACAUGUUCAUUUGACAGGAUUGAAGCUGGCAUCCGUAUAUGAAGAUCCUUGUCAAGCUUUCUUCUGUGGUCUGAUCAGUGCCUUCUACUGAUACCGGGGCACCUCCUCUGGUACUUUUAAGUGUUUUGUUAAUUAUGUUUACUUUUUGGAAUGGUGUAAGCCUAACCACAAAUAAAAGAUCUUUGCCUAA